Pseudoliparis swirei is the source of this 7868-nucleotide messenger RNA. RefSeq names its product beta/gamma crystallin domain-containing protein 1-like. The transcript is spliced from 23 exons. The record is from RefSeq and is a predicted model, not a curated record. Bases 185 to 7258 code for a protein of 2357 amino acids. NCBI's taxonomy places the organism in Eukaryota, Metazoa, Chordata, Actinopteri, Perciformes, Liparidae.
GCAAGGAGGACUAAACACAGCAUGGUCAUCAGUUAGACAACAACCCGCGUGCAGAUCCAUUUGGUGAAAACUGACACGUUUAUGUUUUUUAUUGCGCCGGGAAGUUUCUUCUGUGUCUAAUUUGGGGGGAAUGAUUUUGUUUUUGUUUUAUGCUCUUUAGGAGUUUUUGUUCUAAACCCAAAUCAUGUUCACAACCUACAUAAAGAAUCUGAAUGAUAUGGUAUCUACGUCUGAGAGCCCCGAGGAGCAACCGAGCACUGGGGUCUUGGGUCGUAUCGGGAGUUGGCUCUCUCCAUGGAGGGCAAAGAGUCCAAAGAGUCCCACUGAAAAUGCCUCCCCGACGAGCGAUAAUGUUUUUAAGUCAGAAGGAGAACAGGAGAGUGAAGAAUCUGUGAGACUCCAGGCAAGGACACAAGAGGGGGAGGAGGACCAGAGCUCCAAUCCCAAUCCAUUCGGUCAAUCCAGAGACAUUUUUCCAUGUGAAGAGGAGGACGCCACACAGUCUGCCCACAGAGGCGUCUCUGUUGUGAGCAGCACUGAAACAGCAGAAGGAGAUCCAGAGAAGGAGGAGUUUGUGGAUUGCAGAGAGGAGAGAUUUGAGCAGGGCAAGGAGAGGGAGGAGAGCAGCAACGGUAAUUUAGCAAGCGGGAAUCCUGAGACAAAUGGCAGUCAGCUGACACAUCCCUCUUACUCUUCUGAGCAGGGUGUGGUAUGCGAAUCUGACCACGCCCACACCCAGUCUCAAGUACAUGCAGGCAGGAGGCUCCAUGUGUACCUGGAGGAGACCAGCGUGAUUCACUCCAACCAGAACACCUGUGCUGAACAGGCAGUGGUCCAAGUCACAAAAAAGAACCUCAAAGUCCACGCCAAAGUAAAGUCAUCAUCAGAUUUGUUGAGUUCAACAAGUGCAGAGGACCAAAGGACGAAUGUGAGGCCUGCUGUUGGGGCAGAUCAUUACCACAGUGCCCUCGUGGGGGUAUCAGUGAAAUCACACAAAGAGUCACAGUCAGAGACUGAGCCUGAACCGGAGCCUGAACCUAAAGGACAAACAGAGGCUGACAGAAUGGGGCGUAAAAACGCAGCCAGAAGGAAGAACAGCCAGUUCAAGAAGAACGCUCAGGGAGAUGAAGGGAACAUCCCCCAGGAAAAAAUGCCUCCCAGCGCCGAACCUGUCCCACAAGAAAUCUCGCCAUCAGAUAACUCAGUGACCAAUCGCCAGGGCAAAAGUCCAAAGACUCACAUGGGAGAGGCAUCUGUAAACUCCUCCUCCAAGCACGCUUCCGCCUCUCAGACUUCACCUGAAAGAGCAGAGAAUAAGACUUCCUGUCAUGAUAGAGCCGAGCUGUUGGACAAUUUCCAGGACUCAAACUCAGACAUUGCAGCCCCUCUGGAAUGUGUGGUUGGUGUGGGCGCAGACAUGGAGGACGACAGCAGUGUUUACAAAGUGGAACGGAAGACAGAGACACCAGAGUCCAAACGCAGGAGUCUGAAGGUUUCUCGGAGUGAGGUGAAGCUUUUUACAAAGAACGUGCAUUUGAAUUCAAAGCUAAAUCCAGCCGGAGACACCGAGGAAUUGAAAGCAGUGUUGAAAAAUGACCAAGAUGAAGCAAAGGAUAAGCCCAAAACAGAGAUCGAUGCCAGACUACUCAAGCUGAAGAAAAUUGACGAGGAGCCUAAGCCAGUCGUUGGCCGCAUUGCGGAUAGAAUCAGCCUCUUUGAGCAGCCGGCAGCAGGUGUCAACAAGCGGACCUUCCAAAGUCCGAGGAGUGCUGAUGUCUCUCCAGUCAGGAAUGCCACGACGAUGUUGAAAGCAGAUUUAAAGUCGUUAGAAAAGAGGUCAAGAUCAGCUGAACGUUCCGACACGGCCAGGUCCAGACCUGAGUCACCCGGCGGGAAGAAGCCGAUGACGAUCAAGGAGCGAAUGAGGAACUUCACAAAAGAAUCUGAAACUGGGGACGAGCCAACGAGGCCUCAAAAGUCAGACUUGACAGGAAUGUCUCAAAAAGCUACCUCAUGCGUAGUGUCUGCAUCAAAGUCAUCAGAACUAGACAAUCAGGGUAAACUGGAUACUGACAAACAAUCAAAAUCCGAGAUAACAUUAAAACCAGAUGGACAAGAUACUACCGGUGUAGGGUCAAAGAUUUCCAUUUCUAAAGAACAACCAACAGAAUCUAAAACAAACAACACGGUGGCCUCGAAAACCGCAGAUCAGGUUAUGGAACCUAACAGAGUUGAAACAAAUCUUCCAGCUGAAGGUCCGGGUGAUUCUGCAGAACUGACCAAUAGCAUUAACCCACAGCCCAAAGACCUUAGUAGAACAGGCUCCCGCUCUAAAAGAAGAAAAGGUAGGGAACAAACCAGUCCCAUCAGCCCAAAUUGUGAAUUCAAACUGGAUUGCUCCACAAGUAAGCCAGAGCUCACUGCUAUAAAACCACAACUGGUAGAUGAGUCUGCCUCUAAACUACUCACAGAGAAAGUGUCAUUACCAUCUGAUAAAGCCGAAGGAAAUACAGACACCGGACAGAAAACAUUUAAGAAGGAGCCAGAGGUGUUAGUAAAACAAAAGAAAUUCUUGGAUUCUUCAUUUAAAGACGGAAAAAUUGACAAACCGGUAAAGAGACAGGAGGGAAUGCCUGAGCAAUCUGUCAGCAAAGAUGAACCUGAUACGGCUGCUUGUAGCAGUGGAACGAAGACGCCUGUUGACAAGGAUCCCGUUAUUUUACCCCAGAAGGACAAAAAGGCAAAUUCCUCCAAAGACAGCAGAGAAACUUCAGCCUCCUCCCCCUCAACGGUGCUUGAACGACCUAUUGAGAAGCCUAGUUUGCUGGAGCAAGAGCCACCUGUUGAACAGAUGAAAAUAGCUAAAGAAUUGUCAGUGCAAUCUGAAUCCACCGAGCCAAAAGAAAAAAACACAGGGAAAUGCCCGAACAAGGACAUAGAACUGAUGAAUCAGGCUGGGAGUAAAGAUGUGGGGAAAUUGGAAAAGGUGGAGGACGAAAAAAACAAUCAGACUGAGAAGAAAAACAAAGAUAAAGCACAGCAGCUCCUGCAAUCAGCUGAAAGUAUCACAAAGGCCGAGAUUUCAGAAAGCAGACAAGGUAUGUCAGAGACCGAGUGGAGUAUUGCGAGGGAUAAUGAAAGAAAAGAUGAGACACAGUCGGCUAAAGUCAUAACAAAACCUGAAAUAAUAAAACCAAAACCAGCCUCGCCGUCCUCAGAAAAGAAAAGCACAUCAUCGGAACUGCCUGCUCAAAAACAAGGUGCCAGACACACAAAGACUGCACAUCCAGAAGAAGCUGCCGUUGGUGCCGUCACUCAAACUAAUGAGGCUGCGAGUGUGACCAAGACUGUAAAAGGGACGUCGAAAAGAGAAAAGGCAGCAACGGUGCCCUCUGAGUUGCAAACAAAGUCUACAGAAAGCCCUGGAACAGAGCCAGAGGCAGUGGUGGUUGCAGCAAAACCGCAGCCUCAUUCUGAAUCCGUGGAAAAAACGGAGAAUUCACCAGAUGACUCAUGUGCAAAUGGAGCCAGUGAUGCUCAUUUCUCCAGCUCAAAGUCAGUAACCAACGCAACUACAGCAGCUGAGGAAGUGAGUGUAAAAGCCGCUGAUGGCACUUCAGCGCUGAUAACUUCAAAGACUGAUAAUAUGUCGGAAAAGGAAUCGUACGAUAAAAAGUCUUCGCCUAUUUUGGCCUCAAAACCUUUGAGCAGCAGCGUAGCAAAGCGGUGUGAUGGGGAAAAAAGUUCAACUGUCGGAUCAGUGCCCUCAGAAGUCUCCGGAGAUAUAACGAAACCAGCUCCUAGAGCCCGACAGUGUGAGGAAUCCGAAAUUACAGGAAGUAGAAGUGAUAAGGAAAUAGCACAGAGCCCCUCUGAUGGCGCUACUUCCAACUCCACAGUUGAUGUUGCAAAGAAGACGGCUGAGGAAACAUUUCAUUCACUCAUGAACAAACUCUCCCCUGUUGCUAAUGGUGAUAUCUCCCCACAACUCCAUACAGUCAAAAAGGAACCGGUCAACAACAAGCCAAGUCAAACUACACAAGCACCCACUUCCCCAGACACAACCCUGCUUUCAACCAUGAAGAGACUACGUUUUCCACACGGAAGAAGCAAAGACGAUUCUGCAACACCGCAAGACGCUCCCUCGAGCUGGCUGGAUGUGGACUUCCCCAAACGGAAGCUCAAAGUCUCGAUGCCCAAACUGAGCUCCUCUGGAAGUGAAAGCAAUCUUCUGGACACUUCUGGGGAGCUAGAUGAUAAUGAUUUCAUUGAGAAAAUCCAGAAGCUGUGUGCACCGUUCCCCCUUCCGCCACGUAAACACAACCAACUCCGGCCCCCUCAGCCGCCAUUUGCCAUGCCUGCCAUCAGAGAGGCACGCUUUGAGAAGACCUUUGACCCCGAUGAGUUUAAGUUUGGCUUGAGUAAGAAGAAUCAGUUCAGUGUAGACACAAGCUCGAGCCUCUUAGCCUCGAAGUAUCAGAGCAAGGAAACUAAAACGGGCAUGAUGCCUGCCAGGGCGAGCUUGCUGCUCAGUAUACUGGACCCUCACUCUCGCCUCAGGGACAACAGCCCUGUCGAGGAGGAUGUCAAGGAAGAGAAAGAUGACCAGAUCAAGGUGAAGUCUCGCUUGGAGGGGAGCUGUGUCCUCAGCAGCCUCAACUCCUCCAUCUUCCGAGGGAGGAGGAAAGGAGUUCAAACGCAGGUAGAGGGCACCCACUCAGGGGAUGUGUCACCGAGUGAAGCCCCCCAGCUCAGCCCUCCAGCUCUAACCCAGACACCCCCGCGGAGCCCAACCGCUACAGCUCCACUCCAAGACACACAGGCCCUUAGCAACAGAGAGAAAGCCCAGUCUGCAGAGGCUGUGCCCAGUGACUCAGGCCUUCCACUUCCCGUCUUUAACGACAUCAAGCUGCCGGACUAUUUGGAGAAGUACCUCCCCCGAGGGCCAGCGAAACCAGAGCGCAGCGAACAAGGACCAGAGCAAGUCAGAACUGAGGUUAUUGGAAAAAUGAAAGCUCCAGCCUGCGAAACCGACCUGGCGAUGAAACCAGGUGGAGUGCUUCCUGAUGCGGUGCCUCCAUGUGUUCCUGAGAUUCCUCCAAUUACACAUCCUACACUUCUUGAGCAUAAGAAGCCUCCGGCAAUCAUAACUGCCAAGGGAUUUCACAAGCGCCCUGGAAAGAUGGUGUUGUUUGAAAAACAUCAGUUCAGUGGCCAGGCGCAUGAGAUUUUCAGGGAUGUAGCAGAUGCUACUUCUCUGCAGCUCUCGCCUCUCAUAUCUGUGCAGGUUGUCCGAGGAUGCUGGCUGAUCUACGAGAAGCCCGACUUCCAGGGACGCUCAAUCGCCUUGGAGGAGGGAGGCAUUGAAUUGGCAAAUGUGUGGGCAGUGCCGGAGACAGAGCCACAGUCCAACCCACCAAUGCUGAUUGGCUCAAUUCGACUUGCUGUCUGGGAUUACAGCCUCCCCCACAUUGAUCUGUUUACUGAACCGGAGGGCCACGGCAGAGUAACACCGUACCAUAAUGACAGCAUAGAGACGGGCUCGUUUGGCGUCCCACUGAGCACUGCUUCCAUCCAAGUCCACUCUGGGGUGUGGCUGGUGUUCAGUGACCCGGGGUUCCAAGGCAUGGCAGCGGUUCUGGAGACAGGAGAGUACCCUGUUCCUGACACCUGGGGCUUCACAUCACCCUUUGUCGGGUCUCUUAGACCACUUAAAAUGGGUGGUUUCAAAGUGGAGAACCCGAAUGAAGUCAAGGCCUUGCUGUAUGAGAAGCCGGGACUUGAAGGCUCCUGUUGGGACAUCGACGGUGACAUUUUCAGCUUUGGUGAAAGUGAAGGAGACAUGGCUACUGAUGGAGAAAACCUAGAUUCGAGAAAACUGAAGUCUGUGGCUUCUUUAAGGAUCAUUGGAGGACUCUGGGUGGGCUACAGCGAGCCUGGGUUUGAGGGCCAGCAGUACAUCAUGGAGGAAGGAGAGUACCUGGAAUGCAGCGACUGGGGAGGCUCUGACCAGCUCGGGUCACUGAGACCAAUCCUGUCUGACUUUAUUUCUCCACACCUCAAAAUGUUUAGCGACAAAGAUUUUGGUGAACUGGGAGUCAACAUUGACCUCACAGUGCCCGUCAUUGACAUGGAUGGAACAGGCUACGGCGUGAAGACGCAGUCGAUUGAUGUCAUAAGUGGCGUCUGGGUUGUGUUUGAGGAGCCGGGCUUUUGUGGCGAAUGCUACCUGCUGGAGAAAGGCCUGUAUGGGAACCCACAGGACUGGGGGGCGUCACAGCCCAGAGUAGCCUCAGCAAUGCCUGUUGUGCUGGAUGAUUUUGAGAAUGCAGCCAAGUUUAAGGUGCAGCUUUUUUCAGAUCCAGGUUUUAAAGGCUCUGUUGUCCCUCUGGAGGACAGUGUGGCCUCCCUGAUGGACUCUGUGGCCUCGUGCAAGGUUCUGGCUGGAAGCUGGCUGGCAUUUGAGGGCCAGGACUUCACUGGCAGGAUGUAUGUGUUAGAAAUGGGGAACUACCCCGACCUGAGAGCAAUGGGCUGUGUCAAUGCGGGAUCCUCCAUCCUGUCGCUACAGACUGUUGGCUUUGAGUUUUCACUGCCAUCCAUCACCCUGUUUGAGCGCUGUGGUCUGUGGGGUAAAAGGGUGGUGCUCACAGAUGGAUCAGUCAACCUUCAGCUGGCUGGAGGCUGCAGCAGAGUCCAAUCGGUGCUCGUGGAAGGAGGCAUGUGGGUUUUAUACGAGGGAAUCAACUAUCGGGGUCCUCAGAUUUUAUUGAGACCCGGGGAAGUGCCCGACUGGCGCAAGUUCAGCAGCUGGCAGAAAAUUGGGUCCCUUCGCCCUCUCAUACAGAAGCGAGUGCACUUCCGUUUAAGGAACAGACGGACGGGGCUCAUGAUGUCAGUGACCGGCGAUCUGGAUGAUGUCAAACUGAUGCGGGUCCAAGAAACCGAGGAGGCGGAUGGAUUUGAACAGAUCUGGUUCCACGAUAAUGGACAUCUGCAUUGCAAGCUCGUGGAGGAGUGCUGCCUGAGUCCCAGUGGUAGCGUGACGAUGGCAGGAAGCCGGGUCGGUCUCUCCCCAGAACCAGAAAACCAGGAUCAACUCUGGAGCAUCACCCCCGGGGGAUUCAUCCGCUACACCUCCACCUCGGAUCUUGUCCUGGACGUCAAAGGGGGCGCUCACUACGACAAGAAUCAAGUGAUUCUAAAACCACUUGAUCCAAAUAACCUACAACAACAGUGGGAUGUGGAGAUUAUAUGAACAUAUGAGCUGCUGGACUGGAUCCGUAAUAAUAUAUCAGAGGAAAACCUCGACCAGAGUUUCCAUCAUGUAGCUGCAAGACAACUGCUGAUGGGCGAGGAAGAGGUGGAAAGGCUCUUCCUCUGCUGCAGGACUACACACAUAUCCGAUGACGAUGGCCAACAUGGAGAGCUAUGGAUGAAUCCGUAAGAAUGUAUUACUACCCAGAGCUGUCGGAAUUUUAAAUACUUCAUAUUUUAUACUUAACCAGUAAUAUAUCCUCAGUUAAAUCCGUUCGCCUGAUAAUUAUGUCAAACAGUGUUAAAGCUUUUGCAUAUUUUAAUGCAAGGUCAUGUGUAUGUGCACCAUCUAUCCACACAUCUUCAAGCUGCAUGCACUUUGAGGAAACAAACAAUACAAGUUCCCAUCAAUCUUUUUAUUUGUUUCAUCAAAAUUACACAGCACACAACUCUUGUUUUCAGGAUAAUAAAAGUAUUUUUGUCAAUAAAAGUGUUUGAUAUAUUGUACAGCACAUCAAGCAGCACUCGGUUUACAACAAGGUACAGACUUAAUGUUUCAGAUUUCAAGCUUUAUUAUUUGUUUUUGCCAAAAUAAUAAAUGACUAAUUUUG